Sphaerodactylus townsendi is the source of this 1563-nucleotide messenger RNA. RefSeq names its product sulfotransferase 6B1-like. Lineage: Eukaryota; Metazoa; Chordata; Lepidosauria; Squamata; Sphaerodactylidae. The record is from RefSeq and is a predicted model, not a curated record. Gene Ontology annotation, biological process: sulfation. Gene Ontology annotation, molecular function: sulfotransferase activity. Bases 213 to 1151 code for a protein of 312 amino acids. Gene Ontology annotation, cellular component: cytoplasm. The transcript has 7 exons.
CUAAAGGGGAGGGAGAACAGAGACAGAGGCAGGGCAAGGGUUUUGUGGGACUGGACAAAACUGUUUGUUCAUGCUUAAAACAUCUGCAUUUCUAUUUAACAGGAAGUGAUCAAGUUACGGAAAGUGUUCUGAAGCCAAGUUACUUCUCUGUCUCUCUUCCCAGAAUCACUUGAUCAACAGAAGAGAAAGCAGCAGGCAAAGAAAAAGACAAAAUGCUCCCUGUUAGAAAGAAGUUUAUUGAGGUUCUGGAAAAGGCAAUGGCAGAAGGUGAAAAGAUGACUCGAGAUGAAAUGCUGUUUACUUAUGAUGGGGUGGUGUAUUCUACUGCUCUUUGCAAUCCAGAGGUCUUCAAUGCUCUUGAGACUUUCGAAGCAAGGAGUGAUGAUGUUAUGCUGGCUGGAUACUGUAAAUCUGGUACUAACUGGGUUGGCCAAAUAGUUACAGAUUUAGUAAUAACAUCGGCAAAGAAGCAUGAACCACACAAGUUCAAUGAAAAACUACUGUUGGCAGAAUUUCCUUACUUCGAAAUUGGAGAUACUGAAAAGUAUAAGAGGAUGAACACCCACCCCUUCAGGAGAGUUAUGUUUACUCACCUCCGUGCUGAUAAGCUGCCAACAUCUGUCUUUGAGAAUAAAGCCAAAAUUCUGUUGCUGCUUCGGAAUCCAAAAGAUGUAGCUGCAUCUUUUUUCCAUUUUUCGAACACUUUUUCUCCAUACCCCCCUUUCGACAACUUCAAUGACUUCUUCCGAGCUUUAAUGGAAGGACAAGUGCCCUGGGGGUGCUACAUCGAAUAUCUUUGUGUGUGGAACAAGUUUGUUGAUAAAGACAAUGUCAUGCCAAUAACGUAUGAAGAAAUUAAAGAGAACUCUGCUGCGGGAGCCAAAAAGAUAGCUGAGUUCUUGGGCCUGAACCUGGAUGACGAAGAGAUUUGUGGUGUUGCAGAAAGAAGCCAGUUCAAGGCUAUGAAGGAGAACUCCAAAACAACUCAUGGUGAAUUUGGAAAUGUCCUGUUCCGAAAAGGUGGUGUAAGUGACUGGAAGACACUUUUUAGUGAAGAAAACAAUCAGGAAAUGGACACCAUAUUUAAAGAGCGUUUAGGAGGAACCAAAGUGGGAACUAAGAUAAAAUAUGACAUUUACUGCAAACCUUGAAAACCUAGGAAGAUCCACAGCAUCCUGGAGGAGCUCAUAAAUAAUCACACGUUCUCUCAGAAAACAGCAAGAAAACAGCAAGAUCUAGACCUUCUUGAAAUGCAUUUAAUAAUAAUCACAUUUUACUCUGUGUGAAAGGGCAAUAGAAAUUAUAUCUUCGUUUUCCUACUAAAACCUCCAGCAUGAUUCAGUAUACAUAUAUAUUGAGACUAUAACUCUAAUCAAUAAAUGCCAAAUUAUUCUUUCAGAAAUAGUCUAAUUAAUUUUAAAGUAUGUAUAUUGUUUCUGAUCAGCAUGUUGUAAUGUUAUUCACAAAAUUCCAGAAGCUAAAAUUGUGAUCUUCUGCUAUACUUUCAGGUCUGCUGAACUAUGUAAAGGAUCACUCAGUAAAAUAAACAAAUGCUUGACAAAA